AUGCCGAAGCACAGAUGCGCAUUUAACGAUGACUUGGAAAAGAAAUUCCCCGCCUUCCGUCCCGGUCGAGACAAGUGGGAGGCCCUGUGCAUUGAGAGGAUGCUUCAGAUGUAUCCUGCUUUAAAGGCAUUCUUCAUGUCUCAGCAAAAGCCACCCAUGGCAAUCAAGAAGUUUUUUGACAACAAAUUCAGUGAGAUCUACUUGUGGCACAUGCACUCACUCAUGUCUGUGUUCCACAACCACAUUCAACAAAUGGAAAAGGAGAAUAAUUCCAUCAUGGAGGGACUACUGGCAGAAAAUCGCAAAGAUGGACUUGGUGAGGGCUGUGACAAGUUCAGUGCUGAUGUGCUUGAAAUGUACAGUGCAUCUCUGGAGUAUCUGGAGAAGAGGAUGACUCCCUUGGAAGAGUUCUCAACAUUUAUGUGGAUGGAUAUGAGUGAGCCACCAAACUGGAAUGAUGUGGAGGCCUGCAUCAAGUACCUUAGAGAGAAGGGGGUGCCAAUUGAUGAUGUUAAAGCAGACAUGGAGUGGAGGGUCAAAUCGAACCCGAAGUGGCACCAUAACGCGCUUUGGUUUUCCAUCCUCGUGGCGCUGGCUCUGCUCCACGCGACCAAAUCGGACAUAACUUGCAGGUCGUGUCAAUCCGGACAUAUGUGGCGACCUAAGGAAUUACUGGUGCGUUUUGACUCGAGCGGAGAAGUUUUGGCACGGAGCGGCAGAAGCGCGGAAACACCUGCCCAAAGUGUCCAUUGCGCGAGCGGCGAAUGCGCGAAGAAGCGGAAUACAGGCAAGCCGCUGCUGGAGUUUAGCGGAGAGAAAGUUGCAAAUGCUGAUUUUAAAGUGAGCGGGACCAAAGGAGAGAUGGAAGAUUCGGACAGCGGGACAGGACGCAGAGUGAGACGGUCGGAGCUGCGCUGGAGCGGAGAGGAACGCAGAGGCGCAGCGGUGCCGAGGCAAGACGAGCUCAAACUGAACAGCUCUACCUUCGCCCUGUCCGGAGACUCCUCACACAACCAGGCCAUGGUCCACUGGUCCGGGCAGAACAGCAGCGUGAUUCUGAUGCUGACCAAAUUAUUCGACUUCAACCUCAACAGCGUGACCGAGAGCUCACUGUGGAGGUCCACUGACUACGGGGCCACGUACCAGAAGCUCAAUGACAAAGUGGGAGCCAAGACCAUCCUCAGCUACCUCUACGUGAGCCCCAACAACAAGAGGAAGAUCAUGUUGCUGACCGACCCGGAGGUGGAGAGCAGUUUGCUUAUCAGCUCAGACGAAGGAGCCACGUACCAGAAAUACAGACUGAGCUUCUACAUCCUGAGUCUGCUCUUCCACCCCGAGCAGGAGGACUGGAUCCUGGCCUACAGCCACGACCAGAAGUUGUACAGCUCGGUGGAGUUUGGACGGAGGUGGCAGCUCGUGCACGAAAGAGUGGCCCCCAAUCGAUUCUACUGGUCCAAAAUGGGUUUGGACAAAGAGGCCGGCCUAAUUCACCUGGAAACCAGCAUCUCUGACGGACAAGCGCUGUACGUCACCUGUCGACUCCAGAACUGUACCGAGGCCAAUAAGGGCAAGCCAUUCCCCGGAUUCAUCGACCCCAAUUCUCUGGUGGUGCAGGACGAGUAUGUGUUUGUGCAGGUUUCGACUACCGGGAGGCCAAUCUACUACGUGUCAGCGAAAAGAGACGUGUUCACCCCAAUGAAACUGCCCAAGUACACGCUGCCCAAGGAGCUCCAUGUGAUCAGCACAGAUGAUAACCGUGUGGUGGCAGCGGUGCAGGAGUGGAACCAGAAUGAGACGUACAACUUAUAUGUGUCAGAUACUUCUGGCGUCUUCUACUCUCUGGCCCUGGAGAACGUGGUCAGCAGCAUGGGCAUCGAGGGCAACGUCAUGGUGGACCUGUACGAGGUGGCUGGAAUCAAAGGCAUGUUUUUAGCCAACAAAAGGAUGGACAACCAGGUGAAGACGUACAUCACCUACAACCGCGGGCGAGACUGGAGGCUCCUGCAGGCGCCCAGCAAAGACCUGCGCGGAAACAACAUCCACUGUGCACUGCCUUAUUGCUCGUUACAUCUCCAUCUGCAUGUUUCGGCAAAUCCCUACACAUCUGGAAACAUCGCGAGCAAAGAGUCAGCGCCGGGACUCAUCAUUGCAUCAGGAUCUAUCGGGGGAGAGCUGACGACCACAAACGUCACUGUGUUCAUCACGUCAGAUGCAGGCAACACAUGGAGACAGAUCUUCACUGAGGAGUACGCGCUGCUGUUUCUCAACCAAGGAGGAGCCCUAGUCGCCAUAAGGCACACUCCGCAGUCCAUCCGACACCUGUGGCUGAGUGUGGACGAAGGGAGACAGUGGAACAAGUACAGCUUCACAAACACGCCGCUGUUUGUGGACGGGGUGCUGGGUGAGCCCGGAGAGGAGACGCUUAUCAUGACGAUUUUCGGCCACGUCAGUCACCGCUCUGAGUGGCAGCUGGUGAAAAUCGACUUCAGGUCCAUCUUCAACAGGAGGUGCAGUGAGACAGACUAUCAGACCUGGCAUCUCCACAACCAGGGAGAGCCGUGCCUGAUGGGAGCCAAGAGGAUCUACAGGAAGCUGAAGCCGAUGUCCCGCUGUGUGAUGGGCCAGAGUUUUGCAUUGUCUAUGUCAUCUGCUCCGUGUGACUGCACCGAGGCUGACUUUGAGUGUGAUUAUGGCUUUGAGCGUCGGACCAGUGGGAAGUGUGCUCCAGCCUUUUGGUUCCACCUGUCCUCCAUGUCCAGGAGCUGUACCACAGGGAUGACUUUCCUCAACAGCACUGGCUACAGAAAAGUAGUCUCUAAUAACUGCACUGCGGGGGUGAGCGUGCAUUACACAGCCCGGAGGCAGCCAUGCCCCGUCCAGGCACCCAAAGGCCUGCACCUGGUCACCAGCGAGGGCACCCACACUGCCAUCCUCGGAGCCAACGUCACCUUCCUCGUGUUUCUGGAGGAGGGCGAUGGGGCGCGGACCAGUAUCACUUUGGACUUUGGAGAUGGACACGCUGUGACUUACUCCAAUGUGAGCUCUAUCGAGGAGGGCAUCAGACACAUCUACAGAGCUGUGGGCAUCUACAGAGUAACAGCCACCGGCGAGAACAGUCUGGGCUCUGAGACUGCAGUCCUCUACCUCCAUGUCAACUGUCAGCUGGAGUAUAUCCAUCUCUCGGCUCCCUUUGUGGCUGUGAGGAAUAAGGAGGUGAACCUGACUGCAGUGCUGUGGCCAAGCCAAGUGGGAACAGUCACCUACAUCUGGUGGAUAGGAAAUAACACUGAGCAGCCCCUGAUCACUCUAGAGGGCAGUGUGGCGUGCACGUUCUCCCGGGAAGGAUCCAACUCUGUGACCGUGCAGGUGUCAGCGGGGAAUGCCAUAAUGCAGGACAGGAAAACCAUCGCGGUGCAUGACUAUUUCCGAUCUCAUCUUCUUGCCUUUUCAUCAAACCUGGAUGAACACAACCCUGACGUAGCCGAGUGGAGACUGGAUGUUAGCAGAGUCAUCAAGAACGCCCUGAUCCAGGCCACAGGAGUGAGAGAGGAGCAGCUCCUGGUCACAGUACUUCCUGGUUUACCCACAGCCGCAGAGUUCUUCUUGCUGCCUGACAAACUGAUCACAGAGGGCAAGCCUGACAAGAGCGCAGUGCAUUUAGAUCAGCUGUCAGAAGUUUUGCUCAGCGCCUUGAAUCAAAACUUGGUGCAGUUCACUUUGAGACCAGGAGUCCAGGUGACGGUGUAUGCAGCACACUUAUCAGCAGCGCCCCUUGUGGACACGAGCGAGAACCACAGUGGCUCUGCAAUGCUAAUGCUCCUAUCGGUAGUGGUCGCGGGUUUAGCUGUAUUUGUCAUCUACAAAUUCAAAAGGAAGAUCCCAGGCCUCAACGUCUAUGCGCAGAUGCAGAACGAAAAAGAACAAGAAAUGAUGAGUCCAGCCAAUCCAAACGAGGCCACGCCCCCUUCACAGCGGGACCGCGGGCCCUCUUUGGAGAUACUGGACACAGAAUUCAACUCGCGACCCAUCGGAUGUAUGAAACCUCAUGUCCAUCAUGUGAAGUUUUCCACAGAGCUCCCCACGUACAUCGUCUGAUCACGGACUGGAUUCUCCGCUCCAGCGUUGUCAUGGAUAUUUUUUUAACAUUUCGGGACUCAAAGGUUUGGAGCUUUACACCUGU
Boleophthalmus pectinirostris (great blue-spotted mudskipper) is the source of this 4180-nucleotide messenger RNA. RefSeq names its product VPS10 domain-containing receptor SorCS1. The record is from RefSeq and is a predicted model, not a curated record. Gene Ontology annotation, cellular component: membrane; Golgi apparatus. The coding region runs from base 1 to 4095 and encodes 1364 amino acids. The transcript is spliced from 30 exons. Gene Ontology annotation, molecular function: protein binding. Lineage: Eukaryota; Metazoa; Chordata; Actinopteri; Gobiiformes; Gobiidae. Gene Ontology annotation, biological process: post-Golgi vesicle-mediated transport.